This is a messenger RNA of Rosa rugosa (rugosa rose), 1806 nucleotides long. Its product is annotated as 3-dehydrosphinganine reductase TSC10A-like. Gene Ontology annotation, molecular function: 3-dehydrosphinganine reductase activity. The record is from RefSeq and is a predicted model, not a curated record. NCBI's taxonomy places the organism in Eukaryota, Viridiplantae, Streptophyta, Magnoliopsida, Rosales, Rosaceae. The coding region runs from base 463 to 1446 and encodes 327 amino acids. Gene Ontology annotation, cellular component: endoplasmic reticulum membrane. The transcript has 5 exons. Gene Ontology annotation, biological process: sphingolipid biosynthetic process.
CCAUUGACCCGACGGAUCUACCCAACUUUAGAGGCGGAGAGCACAAACACUAGUUACUCUAUUCUAAAUGUCUAACUAGUGAGAGCGCUAGAGAACCUGGAGGUGGAGGUGGAGUUGCUGGUUUCAAAUCUUUUGGAAUUGCGUUGGGAGAAAUAGAGGCACCUCUUCUCAAUUUCCAGGUAAACAAUGCAGGAGUGGUUGGAUGCAUACUAAACCCUGAAGCUUUUAGAGCAGUACCCAGUAAUAAGCCAGAAGAAGUCGACUGGGCUGAAGUUUCAACACCAAAGUACGAGUUAUCAGAAGAAUACCUGAAAACAAACUACUACGGCACAAAAGGAGUGACAGAGGCACUUUUGCCCCCCUCGAGCUAUCCGAUCACUAACAAAAAAAACCAGCAGCAAAGCGCAGGUUGUCUCACUAGUUACUACUACUAGUCCACUACUCAACUCCACACCAAAAUCAAUGGUGGACCCCAACCUCUCCUUCCUCUCCCUCCUCCUCCUCCUCCUCCCUCUCGCUCUCCUCGUCCUCCUCUACCUCAUCGUCCGCCCCUGCCCCGCCACCGUCCCAAUCAAAAACCGCCACGUCUUCAUCACCGGUGGAUCCAGCGGCAUCGGCCUCGCCCUGGCCCACCGCACCGCCUCCGAGGGCGCCAAAGUCUCCAUCCUCGCCCGCUCCCUCGACAAGCUUGAGGAGGCCAAGAAUUACAUCCAGCUCUCCACCGGCAUUGACGUCGCCAUCUUUGCUGCUGAUGUCCGUGACUAUGACGCCGUUUCCAAGGCCGUCGAGGCGGCGGGCCCGAUCGAUGUGUUGGUCGUCAACCAGGGAGUAUUCGUCCCUGGGGAGCUGGAGAAGCAAGGAUUGGAUGAGGUGAGGUUCAUGGUGGAUGUCAAUUUGAUGGGUAGCUUCAACAUGAUCAAAGCUGCUCUGCCAGGAAUGAAGGACAGGAAGGACCGCGGACCGGGUUCGAUUGCUCUGAUGUCGUCGCAGGCCGGUCAGGUUGGGAUUUAUGGCUACACGGCUUAUUCAGCUAGCAAAUUUGGGCUUCGGGGUUUGGCGGAAGCUCUGCAGCAAGAGGUCAUUGCAGAUGACAUUCACGUUUCGCUGAUUUUCCCUCCAGAUACUGACACUCCUGGACUCACUGAAGAAACUAAGAAGAGGCCGCAGCUGACCAGCAUUAUUGCGGAAUCAUCUGGUGCAAUGAAAGCCGAGGAAGUUGCGAAGAAAGCUUUGGAUGGAAUCAAGUCUGCUUCCUUUAUUGUGCCUUGCAACUUUGAAGGGCUUUUGUUGUCCAUUGCCACUGCCGGGUUGUCGCCUCAGAGAUCAUUCGUCAUGGCAUUUGUGGAGGUGGUUGCUGCUGGUGUAAUACGGAUAGCUGCUCUGGGAUUUCAGUGGAAUUGGUAUACAAGUAUACACAAGUGGCAUGGACAAAACAAAAGGACCUGAAGUUCUUGCUGCAUGAUUUGGGUACUUGUUAGUUUCUGAAGUUAGCAUAAAGUUGGGUUUAGCUGUUGAAUUAUAGCGCUGAACACAGUUGCUCGGAGGAGAACUUCAAUUUUUGACUAUGAUGCUUUCAUGGAGUUCUAGACUUUUAGACACAGGGAAGCCGAAUUAUAUCUUCAAACUUUCAGUUUAGGCUUUGAAUUCCAUUUUGCUUAGAUUGUCGUGUUUGUUGACCCAGAACGAAUGUAACUCCUAUAAGGGUAUUGAUAAUCGAAAAAGUGUAGCGAUAAUUUGAAAUGAGUUGCCCUAUUUUCAGCAGCAAACAUUCAAUAAUCUCUUCCAAUGAAAUAAUUUGCUACAUAA